UUACUGUUAGUGCAGCUGUGAUUUGCGUCAUAAGUGCAAAUUGGAAGAAAUAUACAAAUAUAUUUAUGAAUUAUAACUAAUUACGUGUGUCCAUCAUAAUUUAAGAACGUGUUUAGUGAACAUGACGCCCCGUCGAGUCUUGCAGUAGACGUUAGUCCCCCUUGAUUCUCUGGACUUUUCGGCAUUUUACAAUAUUUUUAGACCGUAACCUCGAUUCGAGCAUACAGACCUACCGUGGUUCUCAAUAAUACUCGAGAACGUAAACAGAGCGAGCGCCGGUAUCAAACCAGCCAGUACACAAAAACCAAAUCCGGCGAAGUAAUCGUUCGGUAACGUCAACAACAUUCCAGAGCAGGUUCGCUGCUUGUCACGGUGUAUACGUUUGAUAACUCGGUCCGGCUAGUUCCAGCUCUCGGAAACUUCGCGCGUAGAUUUCUUCCAUACCAACCGAGCAACAGUAUUGCUCACCGGUAUCCGUCGUUGGAAAAUAACAGGAAACGUCUUGUGUUGUGAUCGCGUGUGGUGCGCUUCUGUCGUGUAACGUGCGCGCGAAGGAUGGCUUUCUGAACGGAGAAAGAUGGGGAUAUUAGGUUAGGGAGCGAGAGAGCGAAAAGAUGGCGCGUGAGAGGGUUGUGCGUAGGGGUUGGUUGGUAGAGAUGGCACCCAGACCAUGAUCCGCGGAGGGUGCGAUGAGGAAACAAGAGAGACGAUGAGAAGGGAAGGGCUGGUAUGGUUGGUUAAACGGUGGCUGUUCUCGGUCGAGGGGGUAGGGGAAGGUACGCGAAGGUAGGAGAGAGGGAUGCUGGGGCGGUUCAAGCGGGAUCGAGUUCACGCCGAGUGAAGUGCGCCAGUUUGUGUCAGACCACGGAGCACGGAAGAUGCUCCCGGUAGUUCACGAAACGGGUGGACCGCCCUUAUCGCGCCGGCGGCGUCGCGCGACCAUUUUUCACGGUGUCGUGUCAAAUACGCUUGGAAACAUCAGGAACGUUGGAAGCUCACGGAUCACCAGGCCGUUAUCUACGUUCACCGUCAUGACCACGGCGUUCAGCAUACUGAUGGUCCUGCUGCCUGCUGCCUACCCGGACAAGAUCUCCAUCGGUGCAAUCUUCGAACAGGGCACCGACGAAGUGCAGUCAGCCUUCAAAUUUGCGAUGGUCAACCACAACCAGAAUACCACAACUCGCAAGUUUGAGUUGCUGGCUUUCGUAGAUGUAAUUAAUACUGCGGAUGCCUACAAGCUAUCCCGCCUCAUUUGCAGCCAAUUCAGCAGAGGGGUGUUCUCCAUGUUGGGUGCCGUAAGUCCGGAUUCGUUCGACACCCUUCAUUCUUACAGCAACACGUUCCAGAUGCCUUUCGUCACGCCCUGGUUUCCCGAGAAGGUUCUGACACCGUCCUCCGGUCUCCUGGAUUUCGCCAUAAGUAUGCGCCCGGAUUAUCAUCGUGCCAUCAUCGACACGGUACGAUACUACGGCUGGAAGAAGAUCAUCUACCUAUACGACUCCCACGAUGGAUUGCUCAGGCUGCAACAGAUUUACCAGGGUCUGAAACCAGGCAACGAGUCCUUUCAAGUGGAGACUGUUAAACGAAUACAGAACAUGUCCGAAGCGAUUGAUUUUCUCCGGAGCUUGGAAGAGCUCAAUCGGUGGAGCAACAAAUACGUAGUGUUGGACUGUCCUACGGACAUGGCGAAGGACAUCGUCGUGAGCCACGUGAGGGAUGUUGCCCUAGGGAAGAGAACGUAUCAUUAUUUAUUAAGUGGGCUGAUAAUGGACGAUAGAUGGGAAAGCGAGGUGAUCGAAUACGGAGCCAUCAAUAUCACUGGUUUUCGCAUCGUGGACGCUACACGACCGUACGUCAAAGAUUUCUUAGCUAGUUGGCAUCGACUUGACCCAGCAAAUUCUCAAGGAGCUGGUCGCGAAUCCAUUUCCGCACAAGCAGCGUUGAUGUACGACGCUGUGUUUGUUCUGGUCGAGGCGUUCAACAAGUUUCUGAGAAAAAAGCCGGACAGAAGUAACGUGAGGAGAACUGGGAUACCGGGCAGUAAUCAGAUUACAAACGGUACCAGGGCUUUGGAUUGCAACAGUAGCCGUGGGUGGGUGACACCGUUCGAGUAUGGCGACAAAAUUUCCAGGUUACUGAGAAAGGUGGAAAUCGAGGGACUGACCGGUGAGAUACGCUUCAACGAUGAUGGUCGACGGCACAAUUACACCCUCCACGUCGUCGAGAUGACGGUCAACAGUGCCAUGGUCAAAGUGGCAGAAUGGACGGACGAGGCUGGGUUUCAAGCGAUCGCCGCGAAAUAUAUUCGACUUCGACCGCAUGCGGAAAUUGAGAAGAACAAGACUUAUAUUGUCACCACCAUCGUGGAAGAGCCAUACAUCAUGAAGAAAAAGUCGGAGAACGGAGAAGUACUCACUGGGAAUGAUAGCUACGAGGGUUAUUGCAAAGAUUUAGCUGAUCUUAUAGCUAAGAAAUUGGGAAUAACGUACGAGCUACGGAUCGUGAAAGAUGGUAAAUACGGCAUGGAAAACCCGGAUGUUCCCGGCGGUUGGGACGGGAUGGUCGGCGAGCUGAUACGCAAAGAAGCGGAUAUUGCAAUUGCCCCAAUGACAAUCACGUCUGAACGCGAACGAGUGAUAGACUUUAGCAAACCGUUCAUGUCACUGGGUAUCAGUAUCAUGAUAAAGAAACCUAUUAAACAAAAGCCUGGUGUGUUCAGCUUCCUAAACCCUUUGAGCAAAGAAAUUUGGGUGUGUGUCAUCUUUUCCUACAUCGGCGUGUCCAUCGUUCUAUUUACCGUGUCCAGAUUCUCGCCUUACGAGUGGAGGGUGUUAACACUGAGCAGUGGAGGGGAUCCUACAAUGGGUACAAGGAAUGACCCCACGUUACAACACCCCCAUGGAUCCCAGGGAUCACCCCAUAUGCCAACUUCGAGCAUGGCGAACGAUUUCAGCAUCAUAAACAGCCUAUGGUUCGCAUUAGCUGCGUUCAUGCAGCAAGGUUGCGACAUAUCUCCCAGAUCAAUAUCUGGACGAAUCGUGGGCAGUGUUUGGUGGUUCUUCACCCUGAUCCUAAUCUCAUCUUACACAGCCAAUUUGGCCGCGUUUCUAACAGUCGAAAGAAUGGUCGCACCGAUUAAUUCACCGGAAGAUCUAGCCUCCCAAACGGAAGUACAAUAUGGGACACUCUCGCACGGAUCUACUUGGGAUUUCUUUCGCAAAUCGCAGAUCAAUCUGUACAGCAAAAUGUGGGAAUUCAUGAACUCACGAAAACAUGUAUUUGUUAAAACGUACGACGAAGGUAUACGAAGGGUCAGAACGAGCAAAGGCAAAUACGCCCUUUUGAUAGAGAGUCCAAAGAAUGAGUACAUUAACGAAAGAGAGCCUUGUGACACGAUGAAAGUUGGAAGGAACCUUGAUGCUAAGGGUUUUGGUGUCGCGACGCCACUUGGAUCUCCGCUCAGAGACCCUAUAAAUUUAGCAGUGUUAUCGUUAAAAGAAAACGGGGAGUUAACGAAACUAGUGAACCGAUGGUGGUACGACAGAACAGAAUGCAGACACGGUGAUAAACAGGACGCGUCCAGAAACGAAUUAUCCCUGAGCAACGUGGCAGGGAUAUUUUAUAUUCUUAUCGGUGGUCUGCUUUUAGCGUUAGCAGUCGCUCUAUUGGAGUUCUGUUAUAAAUCGCAUACUGAAGCUACCAGAGCGAAGAUUCCAUUGUCGGACGCGAUGAAAGCGAAAGCCCGAUUGACGAUCGGUGGUGGUCGAGAUUUCGACAAUGGCCGGUACUACGCUCCGGCAAACGCGAUUGGCAAUACCGAGGGCGACCAGGUACACAGCAAUACGCAUACCCAGGUGUAAGUUACCUGGAGAGCCCGAGUGAGUCGCCCGCCAUCUCCUUGCCCACACCACCACCGCCGCCAGUGAUAGCGGUUCUGCCUCCGCCACCGCCACCACCGCCCAGAAGACCGGCUCGACGAAGCGUCACCUUCGCGGAAUCGCCGCCCAAGAGCCCGAAAAAGUCCAGGUUCUCGCCGUUCCAGCGUCGACCUAGCAUCACCUUGCUAGACAUCGCGGUCCCCUGGACGCCGGCCUCCCCUCGUGUCUGGAGCGGUCGUAUCGGCGAUUACAAACCAGAGUACAUCAUCUAAUGUCGACAUGAGAUUCGAAAAAAAAAAAAAGAAAAAAAGCGACGAUGAUUGACGAUCACCUUGACCCACAACCCCCUUUCGCAACGCGUUUACCGAUAGUCGAAUUCUCGCGUCGCUUGCUCCCUCGAUGAUUUAUAAAGUCGGUUCCUUGGUGUAAUCAGAGGUUGGUAUAACGAGGAAUAAUUCUAACUUUGUUUUAUUCAAAGACUCUGACGAUGAAUACGAUCGUUCGAACGAUACACCAUAGGGAUUCGUUGUUUUUCUACUUCAAGUUCCUCCACGCUCGACGCGUACUGCCAUAUCGUGGAAGAUCGAGCAACGAUCAAUCGCAGGAAUCCUUUCGGAACGAUCGAUUUAUCGGCAAGGAGCCCGACCAGGAAGAAUAAACCGUUUGAUAAACGCUGAGAAGGUCGAGGUUAUACCGCUGAGGAACCAUGAUAGAGUCCUAGCUGUUGGCCAUGUUUGUACAUUGUAUAUAUAUAUAUGUUGUAAUCGAACAGCGAGACGGUUCGAGGAGAGCAGGGUCGCGGGAUUCGAUAGUAGAAUUCGAUGGUCCUGGGGUGGGUGCAUGUGCAAAUCGUGAAACUCGAACUGAAUAUACUCAACUGCCAUAUUCCUUGUGGGGGAACGAGAGACCCUGACACACGCGAAACACUGAACACCUUUAACGUACACUCGCGCACAUUAUGUAUAUGUAAGUAUCGUAAAGAAGAAUACGCGUCGACCGUGAUGAAACUGCCAGGUGAAUAAUAAAUGACUAGAAGAUCCUGAAUCGUGGAAGUUUCGUGGAACCGAGGUGCCGAUAAAUGGACAGAUUGGGUCGACCGUGGGGACACUACUAUUAUUAUUAUUAUCAUCAUUAUUCUGAGUAUCAUUAUCACGUUUUUAUUGUCGAUUAUAGCUGAUUACGGAUCACUGUGUACACCGGACCGGUGCAAACUAUUUUGUGGAUCUCGCGAGGAUGGAUUUAUUCGUUGCGCAGGAUGCACCACUACUGAGACGCGGAUAAGUUUUUUAACUGACAAUGGUGUAUAAUUGCGUGAGUAAUGCGUGUGUGAUAAAUGUACGAUGGGGUGAAAGUCGUAGCGGUGUUGGUACGUAAUUAUUCGAUCAUUUAGCAAAGACAAAAUUUAAUUAAUAAUCUUUGGAUUUCAAAGCUCUCUAAUGAACUAUAUUAUUUUUAUGACACGCAUAUUUUUAAAAAGGGAUUAAAACAUCCUAUUUUUAAUUCUGAUAUCAUUUUUAUCAAAUAUUAGAAUCCUAACUAUUAUAAAAAAAAUUAAUUUAGAUAUGUUCCAUUAAUUUUGCUACCUGUUGGCUUAUACAUUGACUUAUACUACUUACUACUUAUCUAAAAAACACAAGUCAAUACUUUAACAAAAUUUGACUCGUACCCUUACGACUUUUAUCUCUCCGUAUAUAAUAUAAAUAUAAAUAAGAAAUAUAAAUAUAUAUAUAUAUACAAAUAUAAAUAUAAAUAUACAUACGUAUAGACGUUUAUUGAGAGACGUGAAUGAACGAGAUGCGAGCCUGUUACGAGCGUGUAUGGCACAUAGGUUAACGAUAUCGUGUAAACGCAUUAUUAAGUACCUAUAAAUGCCAGUUGACGGUGAUCCGAGCCGAGGGAACGUCGUUUCUUCUUUUCGUCGAAUGACACAAUUUUUACACUAGCUAUGAACAGACCUCCUUGCGUCGUCGGAUCGCCGUGAUCUGGCUCGAGGAACAACGUUUACGGCCAAGGUUUUUCGUGCCAAAAGACGAUAUCUCUCCCGACAAUCUAACAUCCGGUGCUACGAGCUACUCCAAAGAAAUAAGGAACUUUUUAACGAUACGCUGAAAGGUGGGGAGUUAGAUUAGGUCUUAAUGCAAUAUCAGGGAGGGGACUUGAAAGGUCUGAAGCUUUUUUCAGAAUAUGAAAAUUCAACUAUGUUACAUCGAGCUAUGUCAAAAUUAGAAAUCAAAAUACAAACUUCUCGACUCGCAUCAAAAUCAAAAAUCAAAAGUAUAGACAAGGCAAAUGUUUUCUUCGAGCCUGGAAAAUACUCUUUUAAGAGCUUGGCUAUUAAUUGUUCCUACUUUUUUAUUUUUGUUAUAUGAAAAAAGGAAUUUUUGAAAAGAAGAAUAAUUUAUAUUUCGAAAUAAUAAUUUGAAAGGAGUAACUACAAUCAAAAUUAAAAAUAAUAAACAUCCCAGAGUAAUCGUAGUACCGUACAAAAAGGGGGAGAGAAAUCGCAGAGCCAAAUUGCAUGUUGCGACGUAUAAAACUAUUUUUCUGGAGCCCACGUUAGCUAGCCGUUCGUAUUUGUUUAAACGAAUCAAACUGCCACAGAGCCAAUUAAUCUACGAAGAAAUCUUCUUGUGUGUUCAGUUCCAUGCAACCCUUUCGAAACUUCCACUGAAAGACGAUCGAGCCGAGCGAGUUUUAUACGUGGCAGCGACGAGACCGAUCUACCUAUCAUAUCGCCAGAUUUUCUUAUUACGACUAAUUGUUAUUUAUCACCGGUUAAUAACGAUAGACGAUGCGUAUAUCGGGUUUGAAAGCCGUUCGAUGGUAACGCGAUACAUUUCGAGAACGGUUCGGAAGAGAAACUCGGGAGAAACUCGUCUUGAUCGAAGGCCGCACGUGUUCUCACGAUCACUUUGAUUCGUUCGAAAUUGUACCAGGUAUUCAGAAAAAUAAUUAUCAUGAUUUACUCAGGUAAUUCUGCAUAAUAUAUUGAAUGAAUAUUUGCAAAAUAAAUCCAGUCAGAAAAUUUCAAUUUAAUAUUCCUUUAAUUGAUUGCGAUCGACAUUAAAAAUUUAAUAUAAUAUAAUCGAGUAAGAAAAUUUAAAAUAGCAUUAAUGUGAAGUUUAAAUUAAAAAAUAGAAGGAUCAUGGUACUUUCAUCAUGUAAAAGUGUUUAUUAAAUUUAUCAAGACUUGCUUCAAAAAAUAAACUUACCUCACAAAAGGGAAUCAUCUUUACAAAAUCAUGAUCAUUAUUUCGAUGACACCCUGUACGAUUGCAGCAAUCGCUACGCGGAAGCGUAAACAAUUCAAAGGAGGAAAUGAUUCGAGAGAAGAUGUACAGAUAACAAAGUUGAUUCGAGUGGCAUGAAAUUGAAAAAUUAUGAUGGUGUUUUUGUUCCCCCCCAAUCCCAUCGUUGUCGUUGACAUACCCGUGUUGCUGUUCGUCGUAACUUUUUCUAUACCCUCGAAGUUUAAGAAAGAAACUAGUGUCUGACAAGUAAACGAUGUAACAGUCCCCGCAUACCGUCCCAAAGUGGUUACGAGUGCAGCUCGAUUUUUACUUCGUUCACUUUGUAUUCUUCUUACUCUACAUGAAGCACGAAAUUCAUGUUCUGUACUGGAUAACUGUACAUACUUCGCGAGACCAUAAGAUAAUUUUGAUUUAUGAAUGGUAGAAAAAUUAAUAGUACUAUGUCUGAGUAAAUAAAUUCUGAUCGAAUGAGUUGCAUCUUAAUAUUCAGGGAAACUCCGUGGAAAAGAUCAAUGCAUAAUCAGACAAAGAAUAAUAGAAUAUAUUAUAUUAUUUCUUCUUUAUGAGAAAUAAUUAAAAAGCGAAGAAAAAAACUAAUGAACUUUUCGUUAAUUUGAAAAGGAAUCAAUUUAAUCAGUGGAAUAAGUCAACGUAUAAUCAGCCAAGGUAUAAUGCAAUACCUUACACAAUUUCUUUGUUAUAUUUAUAAAUUCAAAGGAAAUUAAUUUAAAUUAAUUUAUAUUCGAUAGAAAAAUUAACGUCGAGUGUUUAGAGGGAUCCAGUAGAACAGCUCCGUAUUUCUUCCGACAUUUAAGACAAUUCAUCUUUUCUGUAAUUAAAACACUUAAAAACCAAAGCACAAAAUAUCCGACAGAAUUUUGUAUUGUUACAUUCUAUGCUGGAUGACUGUAAAUAUUUCUCCUUUUACAAAACGAAAACCAUAGCUGAUUUUAUUACAUAAAAUUAAUAAAUUUUUCAAUUUUAUAUACGAUCAAAGAAAAUCGAUCUUCUAGAAACAUUCGACCACUCAUCAAUGAAUCAUUUCAUAUUCAGACAAGCUUUAGCUUUCGAUCAGAGUAUUUACAGAGAUCCAGUAGAAUAACCAGAUAUCUGGUCAGACGAACCGUGAAGAAAAAAGCGCGAUAGACUAAAAGCGUAAAAUGAAACUCCAAACGAAGCAUGAUUACCCGUAAACGAGCAAACUCGUCAAAUAUGAUAAAUAGAUUGCGGAUGUUCAUGCAAAUAGAUAUUUUUAUACAAUAUCGUCUUUUUUACACCGAUUAAAAGCAUCGUUUCAUUCUUUCAAUUUAGAACAUUCUAUGUAUUCUAAAUGUGUUCUGCAAUUUUUAUAAUGUAAGUUUGUUAUUUUAAAUUGUUAUAACAAUAAGAAAAAAAAUUACAACACUUACGAUCAAAUCAGGCUUUCCUAGGAAAAAUGAUAAUACAAGGGAAGCAGAGAUUUUCAAGAUCCUAAUUUUGACGAUAUUAAUAUUAAAAGUAAUUCUGAAAGAAAAUGAUAUAAUACAACUGAGAAAUAUGAAUAAUAAAUAAAUAUUAAUUCAAUAUUUUGGUGGUCCACCACAGACCUAUGUGUAUGGGACCCUUUCCCAUACAUUGCCAUUCUCCCCCUGGUCACCUAUAGGGUGAAGUGGGAGCCUAGGAAACUUACAAAGGGGGGCAUAGACAUUUUUCCUAGAGAAACCUGAUUUGAUCGCAAAUGAACAAUCUUAUAACAAAUUAUAAUAAAAUUAUCAAAUAAUUUGUUAUAUAGUAUAAACGUGAUUUUAGAUAUAAUAUAGACUUUGUGUGUGUCUUGCAUGCUUUCAUGCAUAAAAAAUGCAUAAAUAUUCGCAGUCUAAAAAUGAAGGACGAAAUAAAAGAAAUAAAAUAGCGUCUUCCAGUUUGCGCUUUCACUCAUCGCUGCAUAAGAAUUACGCUCGUACCUUCGAUUCGAGUAUCCUUUGUCAUCUCCCGUACCAUUCCGUGGCAUGAUACGAUCGAUUCCCUUGUAAACCGUUGUAUACCAAUCAAAUUUGUCACAAUACAGGAUCGUUUAUUUAAAUGUAACCCGUGAUGUCUUUCAAUUCGAUCUACCUCCCCUUUAAAUCAAUUUUCAAACAGAGUGAAUCACUCUGUCAAAUAUUAAUUUUCGUAAUUAAUAUUUUCUUUCUCCAAAGCAAAACAUCGUCAAACUGUAUGAUGUUAAAAAUUGCUUAUAAUUUUGUGUACCAUUAAAAAAACACAAUUUUCAUGUUCCACGUGAAAUUAUUCUCUCUCCGAUAAACUAAUUUGUAAUUUAAUAUUGGUUACCGUCAAAAGUUCGAUCGAUAGUCAGAAUUUCAUUCGUAAAGCAAAUAUUUGCUUCAAUUACUUUAUGGUAGAAGUUACACGUAUCCAGAUGAAAUUGGACCU
Messenger RNA from Osmia bicornis bicornis, 9541 nucleotides. It is a transcript of the gene GluRIB, whose product is annotated as glutamate receptor 1. Gene Ontology annotation, molecular function: glutamate-gated receptor activity; transmitter-gated monoatomic ion channel activity involved in regulation of postsynaptic membrane potential. The record is from RefSeq and is a predicted model, not a curated record. Gene Ontology annotation, biological process: synaptic transmission, glutamatergic; modulation of chemical synaptic transmission. The transcript is spliced from 21 exons. The coding region runs from base 879 to 3860 and encodes 993 amino acids. Lineage: Eukaryota; Metazoa; Arthropoda; Insecta; Hymenoptera; Megachilidae. Gene Ontology annotation, cellular component: plasma membrane; postsynaptic membrane.